Cyphomyrmex costatus is the source of this 612-nucleotide messenger RNA. Its product is annotated as tumor necrosis factor receptor superfamily member 3. NCBI's taxonomy places the organism in Eukaryota, Metazoa, Arthropoda, Insecta, Hymenoptera, Formicidae. The transcript has 2 exons. The record is from RefSeq and is a predicted model, not a curated record. The coding region runs from base 1 to 576 and encodes 191 amino acids. Gene Ontology annotation, molecular function: coreceptor activity; death receptor activity; nerve growth factor binding. Gene Ontology annotation, biological process: Rho protein signal transduction. Gene Ontology annotation, cellular component: plasma membrane; cell surface.
AUGGAUAAUCGUCGAAAACUAAUUCGCAAUCAAUGCGUGAUGCUGACAAUUAUCAUCGUUUACAUGUUGACUGUAUUUAUUAAGGUGGUUGAGAGCAGACCUCACAUCAGGCACCACCGGGAUGGCUCGCACUGCAGCAGAUGCGGUCCAGGCUGGGGAGUGAUUAGCCGUUGCGCUCGCGGCCGCGACACCGUGUGCGAACAGUGCCCCAGCGGUACGUACAGCCCGCAUCACAGCACGCAGCCCUGCUGGAAUUGUGCCAGAUGUGGCCCGGGUUUGUACGAGGCUCAUCCAUGCACGUCGCGCACCGACACCGUCUGCGACUCCUGCCACCGUCCAGCACCGGACAAUCCGGACUACCGACGGAAAUGCGAAGGUCGCGCGAGGUUCUUCCUCGCCCCGGAGGACGCGCAGAACACCGCUGAAGAGAGCGUGCUGGUGAAUGAGCCCGCUUACCAGUUCCAGCUGUAUGACAGGGAGCAGGUACUCGAGAAGGACGCGAAGGCUAUCCUGAGGGACAAAGCGACAGCUGGAUCGAAGGCUUUACAGAGGAUCCAACCACCAUCCGAACAUUAAUCUCGAAAAUGAUCUGACAUAUUUCUGUCCAUAAUA